Messenger RNA from Apis cerana (Asiatic honeybee), 807 nucleotides. RefSeq names its product trypsin-1-like. NCBI's taxonomy places the organism in Eukaryota, Metazoa, Arthropoda, Insecta, Hymenoptera, Apidae. Gene Ontology annotation, biological process: proteolysis. The record is from RefSeq and is a predicted model, not a curated record. Gene Ontology annotation, molecular function: serine-type endopeptidase activity.
AUGCUCACCAAGUGUCUAUUGGUUACUAUUUUCGUAAUCCAGGCCUGUUUGGCCAAAUCCUUGGAACCCCGUAUCACGGAUGGCGUCCCCGCCACUCGUGGUGAAUUCCCAUACCAAGUUUCUGUCCAAUGGGGAAUUCCACCCUUAACUCAAUACAGCCACUCGUGCGGUGGAUCCAUCUUGAACGAAAGAUACGUCCUGACCGCUGGACACUGCGUCAUGAAAGUUGGAAAGUCUAGAGUGAUUGCUGGCAAAUACGAGCUGAACAAGGAUGAAUCUUCUCAACAAGUCGUUAACGUGGCAAGGAGUAUCGUUCACAAAGGAUACAAAGGUGGAGUUGCGCAACACGACAUCGCUCUUCUCGUCCUGAGCUCCCCCUUGAAAUUCAACAACUUGGUACAACCUAUUACCCUGCCCAAACAAGGAGAGAAACAAACUGGACAAGCUGUACUCUCUGGAUGGGGAUCAAUCUCUAAAACAGUAAAACCAACCUUACCAAACAUCCUUCAAAAGGCUAAUGUACCUAUCCUGGACAACGCUGAAUGCUUGAAAGAACUCACUUCCCAAUCCGUUGUUGGAAACCAACCUGAAUUGUUCGACACUCAAGUCUGUAGUGGUAUCGCUGGCAAAGAGGUGUCUGCCUGUUCUGGUGACUCUGGCGGCCCGCUCGCCCAAAAGGUGGGUCAAAAAUCUGUACAAGUUGGUAUCGUUUCAUGGGGUAUGAUGCCCUGUGGAUCAUCUCACAUGCCCUCCGUAUAUACUCGUGUGGCCUCUUACGUAAAUUGGAUCCAUGAAAAUAUGUCUUAA